AUGGAUUUCAAAUAUGAACGCCGGGAUAUGCGUGUUUCUUAUCUCAAUGAACCGAGACUCCAAUAUUCGGACGACGAGCGUAUUCUGAGUCCGCUUCAUGACUCCGCCAUCGGCUCCGAGGAAUAUCAGUUAAAAUAUCAAUCCAAGCUCGCGGAUAAUGCUUACGCGCAUGGGAGGGACCCAUCUCUGCUCAACUUGUCCGAGAAUACUCAAAUACGAGAUUGGCGUUCGCUCCGGGUCGUAACGGACUCGGGCUACAACUCCAGAAAUAUCUCUCGGACCCCAAGUGAAGAGGAGACUUCUUGUUUCAUAGCCUCUCAAUUCGAGACAGAUGCACCAUGGCCCUCGGACUUUGUCUAUUAUUUCGAGAAUAAGAGCAUUGAAACCCCCUCCGACGUCAAAAUUUCGGACCUCGAUGAAGACGCGGCGCACAAGCCUAAGUUGCAAAAAUCAUUUCGCCGACAGCCGCCCCCGGGAACACUACCCUGUCCACUAUGUCAUGAUCACCCACAAGGAUACCACGAUGAACACGAACUCCGUCGGCACAUUGACCAGCACCACACGCAGUCGAGAAGGGUGUGGAUUUGCAAAGAAGCGCAACCUGGUGGAACAUUCCUUGCGGGUUGCGUAGCCUGCAGAAAUGAGAAACCAUACGGGGCGAACUAUUAUGCUGCUGGACACCUUCUGCUAGCCCACUUCAACCCAAGCAACAAUACGCUUAGUGGCUGGGAUAAGAAGAGUGAGGGUAAAGGCGGAACGGGGAUUGGGGACUGGUCGUCGACGCGAAUUGAUUUCAAAGAUUGGAUGUACGAAGCGCUGGAGGUACAUGACGGCAACAAAUUAGUCUUCAUGUCGCUCCAUCCGUCCCCCGUCAUUAGCCAGAGCGAUUCCGAGGUAGGAAGACCCGUUACAACUUCUGGGAGGGAAAUUGUCCCAAAACACAACUUGUCCGAAGCUCCUAGGGGCGCAAACGAACAGUCAAAAGCCUCAGAUGAUAUCCUGGGCAUAAUUUCUCGCAGAAAUGUUGCGGAGACUUACACUUCGGAGUCUAGCAUGGACUUUCCUCAGUCAAAUGCUGACGGUGUGCGGCCUGGUACGGCCACCGCUCGUCAAGGGCCAUAUUCACCGAUGAUUCAGCCCAUUGCGUUACCAGCGGACCCAACAAGUUCAGAAGUGAGCUAUGUCCCAAGCACGCCACAGAGUCCUUCCUUGAGCAGGGCAGUCGACAGCUCGAGAAGUCUUUUAAGCAUCUCUGAAGGUGAGCUCUCAUUUAUGGGCGUAGAGCAAAGCCAGGCUACUGAGAUGCCUCCGUCUCGCUUCAAUUCCAACACUGUUACUUUCCUCAAUGGCCUGGCUCAGCGGAUUGUAGACCGAUGCAUCCACGGGUCUUAUCAGCACAGGCCGAGAAUGCGAGUCGGGUCGGAACACACAUCUUCUUCAGAAUCAGCGUCCUCCUCGCAGCCGUCUACAAGGACGACUUCGGCAACAAGUCAGUCGAGCAACCUGCUAGGGUUGCACCCGCGCGGUAUCGGCUUUGACGAGCCUGAUGAUGACGAUACUUCGAAGCGCUCCCCAGUCUUGAAGAGAAAAGUGGACGAAGAAGAGCCACUAUCGAAAUUAUUUGCAUGUCCUUACUCCAAAUUUAAUCCGUCCAAAUACUCCCGGGAGAAUCUGGCUGAGCCCGCCUAUUGGAAUUGCAGCAAUUGCUGUCUCCGCGACAUCUCUAGACUAAAGCAGCAUCUGUAUCGUAUCCAUAAGAGACCGGACUAUUAUUGUGGAAGCUGUUUCAAGUCAUACAAGUCGCGUGAACAGCUCGAUGAACACACCAGACAGCGGCCACCAUGCGAACUGCAGGGUCCUAAAUACGAAGACAAGAUGACCGACGACCAGUUUCAUGCCAUCAAGCGCCGCAUGAUACGAGGAGAUCCAUGCGAGCUUUGGUUCAACAUCUAUAGCGUACUUUUCCCGAGUUCGCCGAGGCCAUCAUCGCCCUUUGUUACGACCGCGGACGCAACCAUGAUCAAUCACUUCGUGAAUUUGUUUCGGUGGGUCGGCCCCGAGGAAUUGAUGAGUAUGAUGCUUGAUCGACGCCAGCAGCCUGGGCAAAACCCGCCCUUGGACCUUUCCACUCAAGCAAUCGUGGAUGAGGCAUUCGAGAUUGCGCUGCCGAACUAUUUGAGACAGACAGAGUCCCGGUCAUCCCAACCAUGUAUGGGCCCGGCAGUUGAAGAUUCAGCAGACGAAGAUGUCUUCACAAUGGCUCCGACAAGAAGCACGACACAGAGUGUGGCACUAUCUAACUAUUAUGAAAUCGCCGGAUUUGAGCCGAGGGUUCCAGAAAUUGCAGGAUCCAUCGACCAUCCCACAGAUUUGAAUACUCAGUUUCUGAACACAGAAGGGUGGCUGGCUCACGCCUUUGACACAGCUCAAGUGAAUGCGGCUUUCGACAGUUAUGCCGCAACUGAUGUUCCUCGCAUGAAUCAAGAUGAUGCCUAUGCCAUGUCGAGCCUUCAUAGCACGACUGCUCCUUCUCAACUGAGACUGUCCAAUUGGAGCUCUGAAAUCUCUUGGAACGAAAAUCAAUAG
Molecule: messenger RNA, 2586 nt
Organism: Cladophialophora psammophila CBS 110553
Lineage: Eukaryota; Fungi; Ascomycota; Eurotiomycetes; Chaetothyriales; Herpotrichiellaceae
Exons: 1
Coding region: 1-2586 (861 amino acids)
Source: RefSeq, a predicted model, not a curated record